ACUAAAAUCGGCUUCAGUGCAUGUUAUUGCAUCGUUUUUAGCUAUCAAAUAUUUAUUUCAUUGUAAAUUAGAGAACAAUAUUAAAGCCUGAAUAAGUUAAUUCUUAGUCUAUAGGUAUAAUAUCACGUUGUGAGAAUAGAAAGGUCUCCGAUGAAGUCAAUGGAUUUUAAAAACAUAUGCCGUAUUUGUCUCGAAUCAAAUAAACAAACUUUCGAUAUUUAUAAUAGUUAUUAUGCUAAAAAAAAGGUUUUAUACUGCGAGAUGUUAUCAAAUUGCACUAAACUAAGACCUUUGGAAAGAGAUGGUCUACCGCGCCUUAUAUGUAAAGAUUGUAGUCGCCAAUUAAAGCGAACAUAUGCCUUUAACAAACAAUGUGAAAACAGUGAAAAAACAUUAAGAUCCUAUUUAAAAAAUCCAUUGUACCACACAUCAGUCAAUGAAAAUCUCAUAGAAAUUAAUAUUGAUGAUAUAAAGACGGAAAAUAUUGAUGUCAAAGAGGAGAAUACAGAAUUAACACUCAAACACAAUCGAGCAACAUUUGAUCUCAAAGAAGAAAAAAUAAAUGAUGAUGGAGAUGAUAGUGGUUGGGACGCUGAUGACGACAAUGUUAUACUCGGACAGAUUAAACAGAAAAAAAGUUUAACGGAAUCACUUGAACACAAUGAUAACAUUAUAGAACCAAGAACGUGGGGUAUAGAACUAGAAAACUCUCGAGUCCUAGAGAAACCAAAAAAAAAUGUAGAUGAUAUAUUGGUUGAAAGAAAAAAAUUAUGCAAAAGUAAAAUCAGGGAAAAAAUAGAGCCCGUGGUGCACCAGUGCGACGUGUGCGGCAAGUGUCUCAGCACCAAGAGCAACCUGAAGGCGCAUAAGAUCUGCCACACCAACCUCCGGCCCUUCCGCUGCGACGACUGUCCCGCCACAUUCAGAGGCUACAGCGCCCUGUUCCAGCACCGCAAGGUGCACUCGGGCGCGCAGUCCUACCACUGCGAGUACUGCUCCAAGCCCUUCCGACGUCGCACGGGACUCAUCAACCACAUCCGCGCACACACAGGAGAAAAGUUGCACAGCUGUACCAUCUGCUUCAAGAACUUCGUGCAGAAGGCGCAGCUGUCGACGCACAUGAAGCGACACAAGGGAGACAAGAGCUACCUCUGCCAGGAGUGCGGGAAAGGUUUCUCCGUAAAGUCCGACUUGACGGUCCACCAACGGACACACAACGGGGAGAAACCCUACGCCUGCCACCUCUGCGAGAAGACCUUCGCGACCUCCGGCAACCUCUCCAUACACGUGCGGAUACACAACAAGGAAGUCAAGUACACGUGCCCCGAGUGCCAGCGCGGCUUCGUGACGUACAGCUCGUACACCGUGCACGUGAAGCGGCACCGCGGCCAGCGCGACUACCGCUGCGACUGCGGCAAGACCUUCUACACGUCGUCCGCGCUCAAGCAGCACCGCGUCGUGCACAGCGGCCUCAAGCGCUACCAGUGCAAGCUGUGCGAGCGCCGCUUCGCGCAGCCCAGCCACCUCACGCGCCACUUCCGGCGCGACCACGCGCCGCCCGACGCGCCGCUGCCGCCCCCCCACCACUUCCGGCGCGUGCUGACCGACGCCGACCUGGCGCCCGCCGCGCUGCGCCCGGACCCGCCCGCGCCCUAGCCGCCACCUACCUCACCCGCUGACUAUUAUUGUUUAUUUAUUGCGACUCGAAUGAUAAAUUAAGUAUUAUAUUAAGAUUUAACAGAGAAUGACUAAAAAAUUUAUACAAUAUUUAAGAGAAA
This is a messenger RNA of Vanessa atalanta (red admiral), 1778 nucleotides long. Its product is annotated as zinc finger protein 501-like. The coding region runs from base 151 to 1656 and encodes 501 amino acids. Gene Ontology annotation, cellular component: nucleus. The transcript has 10 exons. Gene Ontology annotation, biological process: regulation of transcription by RNA polymerase II. Lineage: Eukaryota; Metazoa; Arthropoda; Insecta; Lepidoptera; Nymphalidae. Gene Ontology annotation, molecular function: RNA polymerase II cis-regulatory region sequence-specific DNA binding; zinc ion binding; DNA-binding transcription factor activity, RNA polymerase II-specific. The record is from RefSeq and is a predicted model, not a curated record.